GACCUCGGCAAUGUAAAAGUCUUCAUCAGCUCUUGAACCAUGUGCAUUCUCGUGCGACUGUUCUUCGGGUAGACGCAAUCGACCUGGUCCAGCUUCACAUAUGUUUCGCGGUACCGGCGAUUAGUGGGUACCAACACGGUGCAAUGCUGCUCAUUGUUUCGGUGCUGAUCGGGAUGGCUUUGGACUUGACCGGCGCCAAACCGGCAGCAAAGUACUACGCCAGCAAGUACGACCACAUCGAUGUGGGAGCGAUCCUGAAUAACCGCAGGAUGGUCAACUAUUAUUCGGCCUGCUUGUUGUCGCAGGGCGCCUGUCCACCCGAGGGUGUGGAAUUGAAAAGAAUUCUUCCGGAAGCACUGCAGACAAACUGCGCCCGCUGCAGUGAGAAGCAGGCCACCAUAGCCUUGAUGGCCAUCAAGAGGCUGAAGAAAGAGUAUCCGAAGAUUUGGAGCGAGCUGAGCGAGAAAUGGGACCCGAGCGAUUCUUUCGUGAAGCGAUUCGAGACUACUUUUGAAUCGCUUCAUGGUCCCGGCAGGCCCUUUGAGAGCACAACGUCAGCAGGAAACAAGUUGGACUCAUCGGAAGCCGACGGCAACACCAUCGACGCAAACAUCACGCAAACUAGUCCAGAGGGUUCAGAUCGGGCCAAUCAGCCGGACACCACAACCACCCAUCAAAUCAUCACCACUAACCCCUCAUUUAGCACCAGCACUAAAAGACCGUCGCCGAUCCCGGGCUUGGUUCCGUUUAACACGUUUUUCACUAAUCCGCCCAUCCCCAUCAGGCCCAUUGUCAACCUUAAUUUGGGGGGCAAUAUUGGAGCUACGGUGAAGGCCAUUAAGCAGGUGGAGAAGAUGGUGGCCGAUAUUGCGCUGGAGAAGAUUGGGAUCAUCAGGAGCAUUUUGCGGCCUUGGAGGAGAGCGAAGAAGACGCGCUAUGCCUGAAUUUUGCCAUUUUCGGUUUAUUUUUUGGUGUAAAUGGGACAGUUUUUCCAAAACUCACACAAAUUGGGUAGCAAAGUGAUAAGCUGAGUGAAUUGGCCGAAAGAUUGCACAUGGACAAAGUGAGCUGGUUUCAACCAGUGGAAAAGGGUUCAGAAUAACGCAGCAGGUUGGGAGAAAAUUAGCGUGCUGAUGGUUGUUAGUUGAACUGAUCAGUUGCCAUUGCAUUAUAUUUUAUACUGUUAAAUUUGUAAUAAAAAAAUAGAAAACUUUUUUUUACUAA
This is a messenger RNA of Dendroctonus ponderosae (mountain pine beetle), 1224 nucleotides long. RefSeq lists its product as uncharacterized. Bases 144 to 944 code for a protein of 266 amino acids. The record is from RefSeq and is a predicted model, not a curated record. The transcript has 4 exons. NCBI's taxonomy places the organism in Eukaryota, Metazoa, Arthropoda, Insecta, Coleoptera, Curculionidae.